UCUAUGAUGGAAACAUCUAGAGAGUAAAUUUAGGAUCUAACCCACUAAAUGUGGCAUUUAACCCCUCUGCUAUUAUGGUAUGCUCUGCCAGAGCUUUGAUCCUGACAGCUGCUUCAUAAAGAGAAACGCCUACAGAAAUAAAUGUACUCUGUGAACAGUAACUUUAGACACAGCCAAGUACACUGCAGGUGCUUUCAAAAGUAAAAAGUAGUUCUGUUUGUUUAAUAGUCAAGGCAGUAAAGGAUGCAGCUGUAGUUGAUUCUUUGGUGUAUGAAAAAGCUACUUCUUUCUUUUUCAAUAAAAAACUUAAAUGUUGGCAUAACUAGUGAAUUAAGUCAAUUUGCAGGAUGCCUAGGAAAUAAUUAUGCUCAGCUUAAAACAAGUGGUUUCCUUUCUAUUUGGCACAUUUUUGAAGAAAAGCCAAAGGUUGGAGUCAAAAUGGUUUAUGUGACAUUCACAAAACGGGAGAUCGUGGGCACAGCAGCAGCUUUAUAUGGUAUAACUUAAGAUCUGAGACUGACAAGUUCCCAGGUCAAAUUUGCUCUGUGUCUGCAGGAGGGACUUUAAUUAGGGUACCUCAGUCACUGGGUAGGGGCAUGUCCUGGGAAAGAGUCUCUUCUGUAACACACUUCUUUAGGUAAUUAAGAAAUAGGAUCAGAAGGACAUACUCCAUAGCCAGCUAUGUUUCUCAAGAAAAAAUAUAAAAUUGUUCUAGAAAUCAAGUAUUAGGCACACGAAGGACAGAGGAUCUGGCCAGUAGCAUCAUUUUCAUAGGUAUUAAGGAGCAGUGCAAUAGCAGGUCUGAAAUACUGCAUGCAUCUGACAUACAGAGACCUGUAUGAAGUAAAAAUAUUUUAAUACAUGUAUGUUUUUCUGUUUUGAAGUCAGAUAACAGACAAAACAGAAACCAUGAGAAUCAAAAACUUUGGACUUCUUUGUGUGUUGAUUCUGGUCUCCCAGAUGCUACUGACCAGCUGUGAAAGACAGAAGGAAAGAAAAAAGGCAAGACAAGGCAUAGAAAACGGUGGAAAAAAACAAACUGAAUCAAACCAAGAGAAAGAAAAAGGGCGGAAGCCAAAAGGAGGAAAAGCAUCUCCUAAAGGCAAAUUUAAAACCAAAGAAAAUGCUGAGUGCACCUGGGCAGUGACCAGCAUGGAUGCCGCUACCAUGAGAGUCGAGUGCGUGAACAGUGACAGCAAGUUCUGGUGCGAGUUCUCUGGGGACCCUUCCACCUGUCCACACUACGCAGCAAACCAGAAAUCCUACUGGAAGCAAGUCUCCCGAUCCUUAAAGAAGCAGAAGCAGAUCUGUCAGGAUCCCAGAAGCAUCCUCAAAUCCAAAGUGUGCAGGAAAGGCCCACAAAGUGCUCACCUCAAACUGACACGCUCAAGCCUCCUAGUGUCGGUGGGUCCUUUGAAAGAGGAUGCAACCCACCACAAAAAAGAAGUGGCACAGGUCCCAGCCGCUGCCUCUGAGCCUGAAAAACAGCUAGAGCACAGCUCCCAAGACUGUGUUGAAGACGUCGAUUACAUUGAUCAGAAGAAGGUGGCUGAGGAGUACUGUCCAGAAAGUCUGCUGUCCUUCUGCAACUUUUUUAUAACAAUGGUGCAAGACAAAAAAUGCUGAGGAUGUGUUUGUAAAUCCCUGUGUCAUGAAAUUCUUAUCUCAACUAAGCUACUGCAAACUCGUCCAGAUUUUACUCUUAUGUUAUAUAGUGUAUAUAAGAACAAAAGUCACUCAGCUGUAUAUUUAUAUAUUUUUCUGAUUUUGUUUUUACACAGCAGACUACACUUGGCAUAGUUGAAGAUGUUAUAGACUUUAUUUGCACACAGAUUUCUACACAAGUGUUACCAAUAGAUGUUACGUACUCUGCACAGAGGUGUCUCAAUAGUCUCUUUGCCCCUUUUUGAGCUGUGCAGGCCAAAGGGAUGAAUUCAGUGCUAUGCACUUCUUGGUUAUGUACUAUAUACUUUUAACCUAAAAAUUAUUAAGUAAAAUAAACUUCAAAAUGUAUUCAAAACAUUCUCUCUCUCUUUAUAUUUAACUAGAUUUUUCUGUAAAUGCAAAGCUUUUAUCAAAGACUGACCAUUCACAGGAUCUAGGCAAAGU
Messenger RNA from Oxyura jamaicensis (ruddy duck), 2109 nucleotides. It is a transcript of the gene FGFBP1, whose product is annotated as fibroblast growth factor binding protein 1. NCBI's taxonomy places the organism in Eukaryota, Metazoa, Chordata, Aves, Anseriformes, Anatidae. The record is from RefSeq and is a predicted model, not a curated record. Gene Ontology annotation, biological process: cell-cell signaling. The transcript has a single exon. Bases 910 to 1626 code for a protein of 238 amino acids. Gene Ontology annotation, molecular function: growth factor binding.